AUGAUUUCCACACGUGCCCUUGCCCACAAGGUUCUGCUCGGCUCGAGCUCAAAUGUAGCACGGACUCUUCAUGUAUCUGCAGUCCGGAAAUACUAUAUUGAGGGUUCUCAUGAACCUUUUGCUCCUGUUCCAGGCCGCUUUCCCCAGUGGGCGACAACUGGAGAGCAGGCGUUUAGUCAUAUAACUGAUGGUGCAAAGGUUUUUGUCCACGGUGGUGCGGCAACACCGUCUCUUUUGGUGACAGAGCUUCACAAAUAUGUUAUGGGCAAAGGCAUUAAGAACGUACAGCUCUUCCACAUACAUACGGAGGGACCAUUCCCCUUUAACGAUCCUGAAUGCGUUGGCCACUUUCGUACAAAUUCACUUUUCACUGGUCGGAAUUGCCGGGAGGCUAUCGGUGCUGGGAGAGCCGACUUCACCCCGAUCUUCCUGAGCGAAAUCCCACUUCUUUUCCGCCGUAAACACGUUGAGCUUGAUCUUGCGAUCGUUAGUAUUACUCCACCUGACAAGCAUGGAUUUUGCUCUCUGGGACCGAGCGUCGAUGUCACUCGAUCUGCCAUUCAGAAUGCUAAAUUCAUCGUGGGCCAAGUCAAUCCUAGCAUGCCUGUUACUCGUGGUGACGCAAGCAUCCAUGUUAGUAACAUUAGUGUUCUCAUGCACGGCCCCCAACCCCUCCAUGAACUGCAUGCCCGAAAAAUCAGCGAGGCAGAGAAUCAGAUUGGAAAGUAUAUUGCCGAGGAACUCGUUCCAGAUGGUGCCACCAUGCAAAUGGGUAUUGGAUCCAUCCCUGAUGCUGUCUUGUCACAGUUGACCAAUCACAAACACCUGGGCGUUCACACUGAAAUGUUCUCCGAUCGUCUCGUCGAUCUGGUCAAACUGGGUGUGAUUACCAAUUCAAUGAAAAAGAUGCGACCGGGCAAGAUUGUGACCAGUUUCGUCAUUGGAACCAAGAAAUCUUUCGAUUUCCUGGACAAUAAUCCUUUCGUCGACAUGUGUGACAUCGCGUGGGUUAACUCGCCCGUAAUCAUCGCCCAAAAUCCUCGACCUAUGGCUAUCAAUUCAUGCAUUGAAGUCGACCUCACCGGACAAGUCGUGUCGGAUUCAAUUGGUGCUCGUAUUUAUUCAGGUGUUGGUGGCCAAGUAGAUUUCAUUCGUGGUGCGGCAAUCAGCGCUGACGGCGAGGGAAAACCAAUAAUUGCAUUACCAUCGACAACCGGCAAGGGGGAGAGCAAGAUUGUACCAUAUUUGAAGCCAGGUGGUGGUAUCGUUACUACUCGCGCUCAUGUGCACUACAUUGUCACCGAAUGGGGUAUUGCCUACCUCUUCGGUCGCAAUCUGCGCCAGCGUGCGUACGCACUCAUCAAUAUUGCUCAUCCAGAUCACAGGUCAGUGUACCAUCUUUCUUACACUAUUCUUUCGUGUAAUUCACGAUUCUCAUAA
Dibothriocephalus latus is the source of this 1440-nucleotide messenger RNA. NCBI's taxonomy places the organism in Eukaryota, Metazoa, Platyhelminthes, Cestoda, Diphyllobothriidea, Diphyllobothriidae. The record is from the annotation of a GenBank genome assembly.